This is a messenger RNA of Alligator mississippiensis (American alligator), 1787 nucleotides long. RefSeq names its product cleavage factor polyribonucleotide kinase subunit 1 (gene CLP1). Gene Ontology annotation, cellular component: mRNA cleavage factor complex; nucleus. Bases 85 to 1362 code for a protein of 425 amino acids. Gene Ontology annotation, biological process: tRNA splicing, via endonucleolytic cleavage and ligation. The transcript is spliced from 3 exons. Gene Ontology annotation, molecular function: polynucleotide 5'-hydroxyl-kinase activity. NCBI's taxonomy places the organism in Eukaryota, Metazoa, Chordata, Crocodylia, Alligatoridae. The record is from RefSeq and is a predicted model, not a curated record.
CAGGCACCGCGGCCUCCCGCCGUUCACUGCCGAGGUUGACUCCUGCUGCUGCACUUCCGGCGCCAGGCCCGCAAGGGGGAAGCGAUGGCAGAGGAAACGGGGGAUGAGAAGAAGCAGGUGGCCAAAUUUGAGCUGGAGCGGGAGACAGAGCUCCGCUUCGAGGUGGAGGCCUCCCAAACUGUUCAGCUAGAGCUGCUGACGGGCAUGGCAGAGAUCUUUGGCACGGAGCUGACUCGGAACAAGAAGUUCACCUUUGAUGCCGGCGCCAAGGUGGCGGUGUUCACCUGGCAUGGUUGUACAGUGCAGCUGAGCGGCCGCACAGAAGUGGCCUACAUUUCUAAGGACACCCCGAUGCUGCUGUACCUCAACACCCACACGGCCCUGGAACAGAUGCGCCGGCAGGCGGAGCGCGAGGAUGAGCGAGGGCCCCGGGUCAUGGUAGUGGGCCCUACAGAUGUGGGCAAGUCAACUGUGUGCCGGCUACUGCUGAACUACGCUGUGCGGCUGGGACGCCGACCCACUUUCGUGGAGCUGGACGUGGGCCAAGGCUCGGUCUCUAUUCCUGGCACCAUGGGUGCACUGUACAUUGAGCGGCCUGCAGAUGUGGAGGAGGGCUUCUCCCUCCAGGCCCCCCUGGUUUAUCACUUUGGAUCCACCACGCCUGGCACCAACAUCAAACUCUAUAACAAGAUCACAUCUCGUCUGGCCGAUGUCUUUAACCAGCGCUGUGAGGUCAACCGCCGAGCUUCAGUCAGUGGCUGCAUCAUCAACACGUGCGGCUGGGUGAAGGGCUCUGGGUACCAGGCACUGGUACAUGCAGCCUCUGCCUUUGAGGUGGAUGUGGUGGUAGUGCUGGACCAGGAGCGUCUCUACAAUGAGCUGAAGAGGGAUCUUCCUCACUUUGUGCGUACAGUGCUGCUUCCCAAGUCAGGCGGCGUGGUGGAACGCUCCAAGGACUUCAGGCGUGAAUGCCGCGAUGACCGUAUCCGGGAGUACUUCUAUGGCUUCCGGGGCUGCUUCUAUCCUCAUGCCUUUGAUGUCAAGUUCUCUGAUGUCAAGAUAUACAAGGUGGGUGCACCCACCAUCCCUGACUCGUGCCUGCCCCUUGGCAUGUCACAGGAAGACAAUCAACUCAAACUGGUCCCAGUGACUCCCGGCCGUGAUAUGGUACACCAUCUACUGAGUGUGAGCACAGCUGAUAGCCCCGAUGAAAACAUCUCUGAGACUAGCGUGGCUGGCUUCAUCGUGGUCACUGGUGUGGACUUGGAGCGCCAGGUCUUCACAGUCCUCUCACCAGCACCACGCCCCCUGCCCAAAAACUUCCUGCUCAUUAUGGACAUCCGCUUCAUGGACCUCAAAUAGGGGCUCCACUGGUGGAGAAAAGUAAACUUCCCCAGUUUGUCUCCUUCAUGGAUACAAUGAUUAGGGACUAGAAGGGGAGGAGAUACAGUCUUCUACGCAAGCUAAAUCAGACUGAACCAGGAUGGGAAAAGUGAGAUGCUGCCUUCCAAAUUAAACUAUUGGGAGAAACCAGAGAUGGUGGGAUGAGAAGGUUCAGGGAAUGACUCAUAGGUAGAUGUGCUUUGGAAAAGGUAUGGUUAAAUGCAAUUGUAGAUAAGGUCACUUGUUGUUUACAUCCUUCUCUAAGUUUCCACCCUUUUCUUCCUAAAAUCUCAGGCCUCUUACACCUUCUAUACAGCAGCAGGUUGUUUAGUGACCUCCUGUAGGAGAGGACCUGCAUUGUCUUUUAUAUUUUUUUGUAAUUUUAAUAAAUGUUCUGGUCUUUU